AUGCAGAAGCAGUCGGCGUGGGCCCACGGGCCGUCCGACCUGCCCGAGGCCGUUGACAGAGACGAUAUGCUGCCCGAGGUCGUCCACCCGGAACACUACCCGCAUUCCGCCUACGAGCAAGACAAGCAUCUCGCGCCGGGGUACUCUCCGUAUGGUUAUCAGGCACCGGUGGCUCCUGCGGUGGUCAACGGAGGGUCGCCGCGUCGGGGUUGGACACGGCGCACAUGGAUCAUACUGGCCGUGAUCAUCGGUUUGGUGGUCGUCGGCAUCGGCCUCGGCGUCGGUCUCGGCAUUGGUCUCAAAUCGAGUAGCGAGGACCCGGCACCGUCUGCUUCCCCCAGCGAAACCCCCGACGGCAAUGGCUCCAAUGGCGGAUCGAGCGCCGCCGACAGCGCCGCCGCGGGUAAUUUGUUUAAGGGGUCAUCGCUGGCCGCCACAAAUUAUACCGACACCAACGGCUUCAUCCAUCUCUACGUGUUCUUCCAGGCGGCGAACAAGGAGCUGCUCACGUCGCAAUGGGACUCGCAGAACAAGACAUGGUCGACCAUGUCGAUCUCCAAGAUCCUAUCAAGCACCGGCCUCACCCUAAACCUGAUCCCCGCCUCGCCCAUCGCCGCCUACACCUACACCAACCCCACCUUCCAGACGCGCAUCUACUUCCUCACCACGGGCAACUCCAUCCGCGAGAUCAUCUCCUCCGAGGACCCCACCCUGGCGACCAACUGGCGGCAAGGGCAGCUGGGCAGCAACAAGCUGAUCACGGCGGCGGAGGGCUCCAAGCUCGCCGCGCUGCGGCCGCACUGCGGGACGAGCCGCAACUGCCAGAUCAACUACCCGUGGAUGGCGAUCGCGUACCAGGGCGAGGGCGGCGUGAUCGCCGUCUCGCGCGCCGACGACUGGAAGCCCAUGGACCUGCCCUUCGGCCCGGCCGAGCCCGGCGCCGCUAUCGGCUUCUCCAGCGUCAUGCGCAGGAACAACAUCACCGAUGUGGAGUGGAGCUUGCCCCUCCACCGGCUUCGCGCCCUCCCCCAGCGGCCCCAACAUCGCGUCCCAUUCUCGUACGAUCUCGUCAACAUGAUGAUCAUCAACGUGGACCCGGACGGGGACCUCGAGGUGCGGACGUGGGACACCAAGGCGUGGAGCGGGCUGGACCCGCCCAACCUGCUCGCGGCCGAGGGGGCGCCCGACGAGCCCAAGUUCGCGGCCGUCGCGGGCACGUCGCAGCGCCGCGUGUUCGGCGUGGUGAAUGGCACGGUGCACCAGUGGGAGUUCUUUGCGCUCAGUCCGCGCCAGUGGGGGUAUUUGGGGACGGUCCCGACGGAGAUGAAGCCGUGA
Molecule: messenger RNA, 1335 nt
Organism: Chaetomium globosum CBS 148.51
Lineage: Eukaryota; Fungi; Ascomycota; Sordariomycetes; Sordariales; Chaetomiaceae
Exons: 2
Coding region: 1-1335 (444 amino acids)
Source: RefSeq, a predicted model, not a curated record